Messenger RNA from Lymnaea stagnalis (great pond snail), 585 nucleotides. The record is from the annotation of a GenBank genome assembly. NCBI's taxonomy places the organism in Eukaryota, Metazoa, Mollusca, Gastropoda, Lymnaeidae.
UGGUUUGGUGCCGACUGCCAGUACAAAUGUCACUGUAAGAACAAUGUAGCUUGUGGCAUUACCAAUGGUGACUGUCCUAAUGGAUGUGAUAGUGGAUGGUUUGGUCCAGCGUGUCAAUAUGGUAGGUCAUUUAACUAAUAAGAAUUUGUUAUUAUAUUUUCGAAUAGAUCUGUGUUAUUUGAUUUCUUUUUUUUUUAAAUACCAAUAGUCUCAGUCUCCUCUAAGAAUCAAAUGGUUCUGUUUACAUGAGCGUUAAGGCAAAAUGUCAUUAAUAAAAUCCCCAGCUGCAUUCAAGCUUUUAUGUUUCUAAAGACCACAUUUUUAUACCUGAUUUUUUUAAAUUUUUUUAUUUAUUUUUUUUAAGUAGUCGUUUUGUUAGUGUCCCUUAUAGAUUUAGUUUAUUUUUCAGGUGACAUAGCAAAAAAUGCAGCACUCACACCUAACAAUGACUUGACACAAGAAGUUGACAAGAUCACAGAUGGGGAUGACACAACAUGUGCUCUUCUCACUGGAUCUAGUUGGUCACUUGAUGUCACUUGGAGCUUUGAAUUUUAUUUCACCUGGUUGAGGAUUGUUGUCAGGAAU